AAGAUGUCCUGGUCGCAUGCAACCUUCCUUGUCGCUGUGCUCCUGUCACUGUCCUUAUCUCAGGAGGUAGACAGUGCAGCUGUCCCCGAUGAUAAGGCCACUACCAAGGCAACUGACCCGAGAGGUCCACUGAGGGAGAUCUUCAUGCCCGAGGCCGACGCAGCAAACUUCUUCAGACGCCGCAGCAGAAGAGCUGCCAAGUCUCAGGACGAAAUUGACGCUGAACAGAGGCAGGUGCUGGCUGCAGAUAAGCGGAAGAGAGAGAACCACGAGGAACAGAGGAAUGAGUUUGAGAACUACGCUGAGGAGGAGCAUGACGAGCAAGACGAGAGGACACGGGAGAGCACCGAGCAGUGGCGAGAGUUCCACUAUGACGGCCUGCAUCCCCCCCAGGAGUACAACCGCCAGUCUACCUGAGACAUCACCGCCCUACUGGAGAACAGUGGUAUUACAGCAGGCAGGACACAGAGGGCUACGCCCCCUUCUAUAAUAUAGUAAAUGUAUCUUUUUAUAAUGUCAUGUACGCUUCCAGAAAUACUUUGGAAAGACUUUAGGUAGGUGUUCUCUUUUAGAUAUACCUUAUAAAUCAUAUAUUUUAAAGAAACAAAUUACUGUUAUUCUUCUGUACUAGUUUGAACGCUUGCAUGUGUGUUGCAUUUUCGCAUGUUGUGUGACUAUACAAUGAUGUAGAUUUGAACAUGUUUAUACUUAUAUACAGCUUUAGUCGGAAGUUUACAUACACUUAGGUUGGAGUCAUUAAAACUCAUUUUUCAACCACUCCACACAUUUCUUGUUAACAAACUAUAGUUUUGGCAAGUCGGUUAGAAUAUCUACUUUGUGCAUGACACAAGUAAUUCUUCCAACAAUUGUUUAUAGACAGAUUAUUUCACUUCUAAUUUCCCGUAUCACAAUUCCAGUGGGUCAGAAGUUUACAUACACUAAGUUGACUGUGCCUUUAAACAGCUUGGAAAAUUCCAGAAAAUGAUGUCAUGGCUUUAGAAGCUUCUGAUUGACUCAAAUGAUUUCAAGGCCUAUUUCAAGGCCUUCCUUCAAAUGAAGUGCGAAAAGUGCAAAUCAAUCCCAGAACAACAGCAAAGGAUUUUGUGAAGAUGCUGGAGGAAACAGGUACAAGAGUAUCUAUAUCCACAGUAAAAUGAGUAUAUAUAUAUAUAAUUCUUCUCUUGGAAAACAACACGGGUCUUUCACAAUGGGACAUGUAAGAGUCUGACGUAUUUUUCUGAUGAGUAAGGAGUGUUUUUGUCCAGUGAAAAGUUGACACACCUACUCAUUCCAGGGUUUUUCUUUAUUUUGACUAUUUUCUACAUUGUAGAAUAAUAGUAAAGA
Messenger RNA from Oncorhynchus keta (chum salmon), 1344 nucleotides. RefSeq names its product upper zone of growth plate and cartilage matrix associated b (gene ucmab). Gene Ontology annotation, biological process: regulation of osteoblast differentiation; embryonic skeletal system development. Bases 4 to 417 code for a protein of 137 amino acids. The record is from RefSeq and is a predicted model, not a curated record. Gene Ontology annotation, cellular component: extracellular matrix. The transcript is spliced from 5 exons. NCBI's taxonomy places the organism in Eukaryota, Metazoa, Chordata, Actinopteri, Salmoniformes, Salmonidae.